This is a messenger RNA of Coregonus clupeaformis (lake whitefish), 1020 nucleotides long. Its product is annotated as potassium voltage-gated channel subfamily H member 2. The coding region runs from base 706 to 1020 and encodes 104 amino acids. The record is from RefSeq and is a predicted model, not a curated record. The transcript is spliced from 3 exons. NCBI's taxonomy places the organism in Eukaryota, Metazoa, Chordata, Actinopteri, Salmoniformes, Salmonidae.
GACGUUGUGCUUUAUACACAUUCAUUGUCAUCCAAUGUUUCAACAGUUCUGUUUGCCGACGAGGAAGGUGUGAAAGAGGCGCAGUCGCCAGUCGCCACCACCCGUGAGCGCACAGAGUACAGACCACAUGAGGGAUACUUCUCCUACACCAGAGCGCCCACAUCCCAACGACCUAGGUCGGACUUUAUCAAACGAUUCAUUCAACUAGUUACUAGGCUACCGGUUUCUCUCUGUUGCGUCCAUCCGGCGUACGGAACCAGGGAAGAAUAGGUGGACCAGAAGGAGAGAAAAAAAGACGUAACCAUGGGAAAAGCAAGGUUCUUUGGUAGGCUGACCGACUCCCCCUCCCCGGAGUCUGUAAUGACAAUUUACAAGAAGUAGACUCUCGUCUUGCCAUUCACCAGAGAGGAUAUCAUAUUUGACAGCUCAAGGGACGUAAACAAACACGCGCUCCUCUCCGUGGGAACUAUCUCGUGAGCCACCCGGCGCGCGGAUUAAGUGGCUCAUUUCUAUAACGCUCCUUUCUCUGAGAGGACUGUCCACUUGGUCUGUCUCAUGAAGUUAGAAAUGCUUCGGUCGAGGAUUACAAUAUUUAUUCUUCUAUGACGAGGGCACAGUGAAUGUCGUCCGUUUGUCGGGACUCGUCGACGUAGAGGUCAGCAUUGGCGACAGAAAGUCCAAAAACUUCAGGGGGAUAGAGCAAAGAUGCCCGUCCGACGGGGUCACGUGGCACCACAGAACACUUUCCUCGAUACCAUCAUUAGGAAAUUCGAUAGUCAAUGUCGUAAGUUCAUCAUCGCCAAUGCCCGGGUGGAGAACUGUGCCAUCAUAUUCUGCAACGAUGGCUUCUGCGCCAUGUGCGGCUACUCGCGGGCCGAGAUCAUGCAGAAGCCCUGCACCUGUAACUUCCUGUACGGCCCUCACACCAAGCGGCUGGCCAUCGCCCAGAUGGCCCAAGCACUGCUGGGCUCGGAAGAGAGGAAAAUGGAGAUCAACCUCUACAGGAAGGACGAGAUCUGA